Messenger RNA from Sceloporus undulatus (fence lizard), 1695 nucleotides. Its product is annotated as platelet-derived growth factor receptor-like protein. Lineage: Eukaryota; Metazoa; Chordata; Lepidosauria; Squamata; Phrynosomatidae. Bases 131 to 1342 code for a protein of 403 amino acids. The record is from RefSeq and is a predicted model, not a curated record. The transcript has 6 exons.
ACACAUUGGUGUGAGAUUUCUUCUUUCUGUUUGCAAAGUUGCAGCAGUAGUAGCAACUUUGCAAUCUGUACACUGACUUCAGUGGAUGGAGACAUAUUUGAAGCUGUGUGUCUAAUAGUUUGCCCCCAAGAUGAAUUCUAAGGGACUGGCUGUUUUGAGUUGCUGUCUUCUCCUCUUUGUUUGGGCUGAAUGCCAAAAAGAAAAGCCCUCCAAAACUACUGAGAAGAAGGCCACAAAGGAGCUGAAAGCCAAAGAGAACAAGUUUUCAAGAGCAGCUGGUAAAAAGGUACCACAGGGAUCAUCAAAAUUUCUAAAGAAAGGCCAAGCCAAGCCCAUGAAUGUCACUCCCAGUCAAAGGCAGCCUUCACCCCUGUCUAUUCUGACCCGUGCAGUAGCCAAGGGGCAAUUCCAGAAGGUCCCUGACACAUUGGUGCUAAGGGCAAGAGAAAUGCUGGACUUGCGCUGCAAAGGAAAAAUGGUCAAAUGGAGAUAUCCUCCUUACCUGGACGAUGAUGACACUGACAGGCGUCUCAGAAUCAAACACUUUGAGAGGCACAGUCAGCUGAUUGUUGUCAACUCCACUGCUGCAGAUACUGGCGAGUAUAGCUGUUGGUCUUUCCAGUGCUAUGACAGUGAGUGUCACAAUGGAGAAGACAAGCUGGGGAAAACAUACAUCUUCUUCACAGACCCUCAGGAGCUAUUUGUACCUACAGAAGAUUACUAUGAAGUGAUCCAGAUGCGUACAAACCACCCCACUCUUCUCCCAUGCCAAGUGACGAAUCCACUUGCCAAAGUGACAUUGCACCGGGAGUUCCCACCUGAGAAUGUUGCAGUGGAUGGCAUAGACAUCUCCUAUGAAGUGAAGAGAGGGUUCACGAUCCACCACCCACGUCCCUCCCAUGCUGGCUCCCUGUUCUGCAUGGCAGAUAUGAAUGGAGUGAGGCAGAUAUCCACAAAAUAUAUGCUGAUUUAUGUGAACUAUCCCUCCUCAGUUCCCAAACCAGCUAUCCAAGCCUCAGCAGCCUCGUUUCACAUUGGAGACAAUUUCAAUGUCACUUGCACCGUAUUUGGGGAACCAGAGAUUGCUGUCGAUUUCAUGUGGGAAUAUCCAGGCCAACAAAUCGGGAGACCACCGUAUGUCCGUGAACGUACAGACCUGGUACGACAGGGCGGGCAAGUGCAGCAGGAGUCUGAAAGCAUCCUUUAUAUUGAUGAAGCUCGUGCUGUGGAUGAUGGGCUGUACAGCUGCACUGCAGAAAAUCUCCAGGGCACCACCACAGUGUCUACUCAGAUUCACUUGCUUCAAACCACCCUGGCCCCAAGGAAGGCAAAAACUGGGUAGCCACCUGUGCGGCUGAAAGUCCCAGCUAUACUUGGAAAUCCCAAAGCUAAAAAGCUGCUGUCAUAAGCAAAAGGAUGGGGCUGCCAGAAUGCAGACUAGAAAGGGCUCCUAUACCUUUCAUGGUUGUGUAAAAGAAGGAAUUUCAGCAGAUGUUGCUUGUCAUGCAACUAGGUAACAAGAAGCACGUGUGGAAAUUCUCCCUUCUACAUAUCAAUUAAAGGUACAGAAGCCCUCUUAGAUUUUCAGUCUGGCAACCUGAAGAGUUGUCUUCUGUGUAGUUACACUUAAUGCCUUCUUAGGUCCCAAACACACUGCCAAAACAAUCCACUUUGACACCAUUUUAAUGGCUCUGG